AUGUCACGUUGGCAUCACCCCUCCUGUGAUACCCCAUUGGUAUUUGUGCAAGGCGGCCUACCGUACUGUAGAUCAUGUGGCGAGAACCCAGACAUCGACGAGCUCAUCGUAGAACAAGCCAAUGCCACCACUCCCUGGACGAUACCCCCGGAUGAGAAACCUGGGGAAUUACAUCUGCGUUGGCCCGCGUCUGUUAUCAGUGACCCCCCAACUGAAGAUAUCUCUGAAACUUUAGCCGCCGCCACGAAUGAACAACUUGAGAUCUUGAGCUCUAUCGACGCAUCUAAUGCAGUGGCACAGCCUAUCUACAAAAGAAGGCUCACUGAUGCCGAGUUUCGGAUAUUGAGCAUUUCUCCAGCCGUUGACGAGAGUUACCCACUUCAUGCUGUCCUUAAAGACUAUCAAAUCGAUAACUGUCCCGAAUACGAGACUGUUUCCUACUGUUGGGGCGGGGAAGACGGAGACACAAGACGACGUCAACCAGUCUAUAUUGGCGACUACUGGGAUGUUCUUCUUCAAACUAAGAAUUGUUGGUCGAUGCUUCAGCAUGUCCGCUAUGAAUCAAAUACCCGACUUAUCUGGGUUGACGCGAUUUGCAUCAACCAAGAAGAUCACCUCGAAAAGGACGUCCAGGUGCCUCUGAUGGGUCAGAUUUACUGGAAAUGCUUGAGGACUAUCAUAUACUUGGGUGAAGACGUUGCAAAGCCCAAAGGCCUUUCUCUCACCAAGGGGAAGUCGUACCCUAAGAGACACGAUUUCAGAGAAUUUGAAGAUUUGAUUCCAAAUUCGCUCAUGACCCGAGAACAGCUUUUCGAACUCAGAUACUUUCAGCGGGUCUGGGUGAUCCAAGAAAUCAUACUGUCCCCCUUGGCUGUGAUUCCGGUUCAUGGAUAUGAAUUCAGAGUCAGGCCCGGAGCAAGCCUACCCCCCUGGACUACACAAUCAGAUGAUCUCGAUCCAUGGAUGGAUUAUGCCUGCACAGGGUCUCUUUCCAAUAACUUGUUGUCCUUGAUACAACACACACGGUCUUCCCUAGCGACAGACUGUCGUGAUAAAAUCUAUGGCAUAUUGGGUCUAGGACAUCAAGUUCCUGCGCUCAGACCUGAUUAUUCGAUAUCGAAACUUCACACAUACAUCGGAACCAUUCUUCAUCUUUUCGUUGUUGAGCAAUGUGUCAAAAUUCUUACUGCAGCCGGCGGUCACAGAUCGGACUCGAAGUUACCAUCGUGGCUCCCAGAUUGGAGUUUAGAGGACAUGGGAGAACGACUCUUAUCAGUUACUCAAGCCACUCGGGAUAUCUGCUAUUAUACGACGUCUCAGACAGACGCAAGGAGUUUUGGCAAACAAAUUGCCUGCCUCGACAAUGACUUCUUUACGCUCUUCAAUUCCAUCGAUGACACAAUGCCGCCGGAAACGGGUUUCACAACGUCAGAGCUAUGGGCUAUCAAAAAGCCGUCUAUUGAUCCGGCAACUCUAAAGUUAACUUUGCCACUGAUACAUGUUUGCAAGUUUUCAUCGGCGCUGGUAGAAGUUGGUUGGAUCAAAGACCCUACUGAUCUUAAUGAGCCUUGUCAUGUCUAUUCAAUUGAGGUAGCUGGCUACACGCUAUAUGUGUGCGUUCCAGACAAUGAAAUUUCUGUGGAGGCUGGAGAUAACGAGCUAUUUCUACUCCAGAAGGGACAAGAAUUUACUUUGGUUCUCUUCAUGAGGCGCCUAUCAACAACUGGAGAGUAUCGCUUACUGCGUUGCACUGUUUGCUACGACUUGUUUCUUUCGAGCAAUCCGUCUUCCAGACCUCCUUUAGAGAAGAUUGACGCAAAUUUUGAUUCGCGAGAUUUUGGCCACAAAUACGGAUCUUCGAUUCUUGGCGGGACAGUGACGGAAGCCUGCCAUGUGGUUGCCCCAACGCUCGAAAUGAAGUGUCAGGACUCACUUGACGAGAAGGAUGCAGAUCGCUGUAUUUUGGACAUGCUUGAGCAGAUGCGUGGCGAAUCCGAAACAUCAUUUGUGGACACUUAUAUCGCUUUUCUCGAGUCACUUUAUCCCCAGUGUCCGGUAUGGAAUGAGGACGAUAUGACUCACAUGAUACUCAGUCCAGCUCAAUUGAUAGAAAGCUGCAAAGAGUUAUGUCUCAUUUCAAAUGAACUCGAAAUCGAAAUCCAUCCGUAUUCUGAAACCGAACCCGAGGGUUUCAAGGAGUGGAAAGCGGCCAAACUUGCGAGGCCUGAGAUACAAAAGGCAACUGGAUUUGAGGAUGAUUGUAUGGAAUGUGAUAUGGAAAUUAGAGUUACGGAAGAGAGCUUACGUGGGUGUUUCACACGAAGUCAUGGCCGUGAAGCUGCUUUCGUGGAAUGGAACUGCAAGAUGAUAUUCCAAAAUGCAGAGUCAAAGUUGAGUUCCGAUGAGCCUUGGAACACAUCGCACGCUUUUUGCUAUUAUCCAUGGCCUGGAUCCUUUUAUGAAGAAGGUCAAAUCCCAGGUAGGGUUUGUCAGGUAACUAUUGUCUAG
Fusarium poae is the source of this 2508-nucleotide messenger RNA. RefSeq lists its product as uncharacterized. The coding region runs from base 1 to 2508 and encodes 835 amino acids. The record is from RefSeq and is a predicted model, not a curated record. The transcript has a single exon. Lineage: Eukaryota; Fungi; Ascomycota; Sordariomycetes; Hypocreales; Nectriaceae.